Molecule: messenger RNA, 1044 nt
Organism: Penicillium diatomitis
Lineage: Eukaryota; Fungi; Ascomycota; Eurotiomycetes; Eurotiales; Aspergillaceae
Product: cupin domain-containing protein
Exons: 2
Coding region: 1-1044 (347 amino acids)
Source: RefSeq, a predicted model, not a curated record
AUGUCGCUGCCAUUCUCCAAUGAGCCCCCUGCUGAGCGGGUGCCAUACGCCAUCCCCCAGCUGGAGGGUGAACGCAUCACGAUUCCAGGCAGUAAAGGCGUCUUCCGCAUUCUGACUUCUUCGAAACAGACCAAUGGCUUGAUGGCGGUCUUUCAGAGCGGUGCAACAAUCUCGGACGCCCCGGGCUUCCAUUACCAUGAGAAAGCCCAUGAUGUCUUCUUGGUGACAAAAGGGUACUUGAAAUUGUGGAACGGACCCCAGUGUCGGAUAUUGGGUCCAGGCGACUUUGCCUAUAUUCCUCCAACUGUCAUUCAUAACCCGGAAAUGAUUGGUCCACACACUGAGUUGCAGGGCCUGAUCACUCCUGGCGACUGGGUGGAUUUCUUCCGCUACGUAUCGGAGCCUUUUGAAGGUAUCCUGGUACCCGAAACCGAUAACCGUGAUCUGAAGUCACUCUUGAUCCCCAAGGUCAUGGCUGCAAAGGGCAAAUUCGACGUCGUCUUCCAGCCUCACUAUGUCCCUCCCGAGGUGAGCGACUGGAGUGAGGCAGAUGAGAAGCUCCCGGAAGGGAACCAAGGAUACUUUCUUCGUGCUAACACGGGCCCGCGGUGGAUGCUGGGUGGAGUGAUGUCACGACCUUUCGUGACCACCAAACAAAGUGCUGGUGUUUGUGCCAUCUCCAGCAUUGAGUCAUCUAAAGACUACGGAGACACCGUUUUCUCUCAAUUAAUGACAUUCCCCACGGUGGAUCACUGUUUUUGUGUGAUGGAGGGAAAGUUGAAAGUGGCUCUUCGAGGGUCUGGUGAGAGUAUCUUCCAUGAAGGAGAGACAGUUGUUGUGCCGGCUGGUCAAGCUUUCUCCCUGGGCUUUGAGAGCAAGUAUGUGAAAGUCCACUCCUUUGCCGAUGGCGAUGGGAUUGAAUCUUUGAUUCACCGAGCUGGUGGGCAGAUUCAGCAAGUCGUGCUUCCUGACCAGGCACCAGCGUGGGACGCGUCCAAAAUAUCGGCAGCGGCACAAGAAAUGCAAAUAGAACUAGAGAUAUAG